Acanthisitta chloris (rifleman) is the source of this 2122-nucleotide messenger RNA. It is a transcript of the gene ITIH4, whose product is annotated as inter-alpha-trypsin inhibitor heavy chain family, member 4. The transcript is spliced from 16 exons. The annotation marks the transcript as partial. Gene Ontology annotation, biological process: hyaluronan metabolic process. The record is from RefSeq and is a predicted model, not a curated record. Gene Ontology annotation, molecular function: serine-type endopeptidase inhibitor activity. NCBI's taxonomy places the organism in Eukaryota, Metazoa, Chordata, Aves, Passeriformes, Acanthisittidae.
AAUCUCAGACAGAAAACUGGAGCAGUUCCAUGUGUCCGUGCGCAUCGCAGCCUCCAGCAAAGUGACUUUUGAGCUGACAUAUGAGGAGAUGCUGAAGCGGCAGCUGGGGAACUAUGAGCUGCUGACCAAGGUCCGGCCCAAGCAGCUGGUUAAGCACUUCCAGAUCGAUGUGCACAUCUUUGAGCCCCAAGGCAUUCGCUUCUUGGAGACACACAGCACGUUCAUGACAAACGAAUUGACAGAGGCACUCACAAAAGUGCAGAGCAAAACCAAGGCUCAUAUUUUAUUCAAGCCAACAGUAGAUCAACAGAAGGCAAAUCCUGAACUCAGUGAAACUCUCCUCAAUGGAGAUUUUGUUGUGCGUUAUGAUGUUAACAGAGAAGCCACUGCAGGUGAUAUACAGAUUGUCAAUGGAUAUUUUGUGCAUUACUUUGCACCCCACGAGAUGCCAGUGUUUCCCAAAAAUAUUGUCUUUGUUAUAGACCGAAGUGGCUCCAUGGGAGGCACAAAAAUCAGCCAGACGAGGGAUGCCCUGCUGAAGAUUUUGCAAGACCUUCACCCUCAAGAUCACUUCAACUUUAUCACCUUCACCAGCAGAGUGGCCCAGUGGAAGAGCUCUUUGCUGCCAGCCACUGCAGAGAACGUGGCCAGUGCUGCAGCAUUUGUGCAGACUCUUUCUGCUAGGGGAGACACAGACAUCAAUCGUGCCCUGCUGACUGCUGUGCGCAUGCUGGGGAGAGCCGAGAGCCGAGAGCGGAGCGUGUCCAUGAUUAUUUUGCUGACAGAUGGCGAGCCCACUUCUGGUGAGACAAAAGUGGAAGUCAUUCAAGAAAACAUCCAGAAAGAAAUCAAUGGGAAAUACGCUCUUUUCUGCCUUGGCUUUGGGUUUGAUGUCAGUUAUAAAUUCCUGGAGAAAAUGGCCCUAAGCAACGGGGGAAUAGCGCGUCGUAUAUAUGAAAACGCUGACGCAGCCUUGCAGCUCCAGGGCUUUUAUGAAGAGGUGGCUACCCCAAUAUUGACGAAAAUUGAAAUGCAGUAUCCAGAAAAUGCUGUUGAGGGUUUAACCAAGAACAAUUUCCCACUGUUUUUUGAAGGAUCAGAAAUUAUAGUGUCUGGAAAAAUUAGCAAUGAGUUGGAUCUUUUGCCAGUAGAAAUUAAAGCUGAGUCACACACCAGUGACUUGACUCUUAAAGAAGAAGCAAAUGUCAAAGAGAAGGAGCAAGUAUUCCAAAACCAAACAUACAUCUUUGGAAAUUUCAUAGAGAGACUGUGGGCUUACUUAACCAUUCAGCAGCUUCUGGAAAAAGCUAUUUCAGCCCAAGAAGAGGACCAGAAGACUCUGGAGUCACAAGCCUUGGAGCUGUCUCUGCAGUACAGCUUUGUUACACCCCUCACUUCCAUGGUGGUCACCAAACCCAGUGACCAGGAGCAGGCAGAGCUGGCAAACAAACCCACUGAGUCUGACAAUGAGAAGCCCAGAAGACCUCCAGUACCAGGCAAUGAAAAUUCACAGCUUCUCUUGCAUUUACCCAAAAAAAAGGAAAGAAUCUGUUUAAAUAUUGACAGAAAAGGACAACCCUCUGUCCACCUGCUGUCAGAUCCAGAGCAAGGGCUCACUGUGAUGGGAAAACUUGGAGACAGAACAAAUCACUUUGUGCAGUUUGACAUUAACUAUGUGAAUCCUCCUGUGCAAAUCCACGUCUCCACGGCUGAGAUCGUUGUGAGCCACAAUAACAGGAGCACUCGGCUCUCAUGGAUGAAGUCAGCCACCUCCACCAUCCAGGGGCUCAGAGUCUCCAUGGAAAAGGAAAGGCAUGUUACAGCAUCCCUGCCUGCUACGGUCACAGUGAAAGUCACCUUUGCCAGGUCUCCAGAUUAUUUCCUUGGGCUGUACUUCUUGCACACCAACCAUUUUUCUGACAAAGUCAGUGGAGUUCUGGGUCAGUUUUAUUCAAAAGGACAAUUUGGCAAUAAUUCCAACAUCAAGCAGAGAGCUGACGAAAGGCUCCUAAGCGUGACUGGAGCUGAGCACAGAUCUUCCAGGUUACACAAGGAAGAUGACAUGUUUGAGUCAGCCAGUGACUCUGUUUCCUGCUGGUCAGUAGAUGGCCUAAUUCCCUAG